UCGCGCCCGUGAUGUGUUAAUGCGCCAUCGCGUGUGCACGCGCUUAUCUCUAUUGUUGUUGUUAUCGUUACUGCUAUUAGUGCUGUUACAUUGGUCGGACCGGAGCAGCUGGUAUUGUAAAAUAUUAUUGUGCGCAACAGUACCGAUCGACCGCGUACGGACGUCGUAUACGUAACGCAACAAUAUCAAUAACACUGCAGCGUUGCGUGCGUUACACUCAUUGCGUCUUGACCGCUCACCGCUGACGUUUUUGUCCCGUAAUCGCAACGACGCUGUAUCGUAUUGUUGUACGAACGAUAAUUUCGAUAAAACAGAAAAAAAAAAAAAGCGACAGGCCGCCGUCACCCGUCCGCGGUCGAGGAGAACACUCCGGUCUUUCCGACGACCGCCGUUGGCACCACCUAACGCCCCGUCGCCCGUCCGACGUACGACAGUAUAAUAUUAUCGUAAUUCAUAAUAUUAAAUAAUAAUCGUCGCCGUACGACGCAGCGGCAACUGUUGUCAUCACUUCCGGACCGUGUACCGUAUAUACCGUAUAGGCGGCCCCGCACAGUCGUGAUUUCCGGCGGGCGAGGCGUCAUCGGCCGAUCGUCGCCGUUUCGUCGAUUGUCACCCGUUUUUCGUCCACGCACAGGCCGUCCCGGCGACGGCGGCAACAGCAGCGGUUAGAUCAGGAUGGCGGCCACCACUGCGGCCGGUUACGGACCGGCCGAGCCCGACGCUCCGUACGCCGGAAGCUGCAGCGUCGAUCCGCCCGACAUCGAGGAGUUACUCCGUUUGAAUCCGAGACCACUGGCCAACUGCCAAUGGACCGCGACUGUGGCCAACGAUGGCGGUACGAUGGCGGGAGGAAAAGGAGUUGGAUUGAUGGCUGCCGCCGGAUCCGGGCUGGCCCGGGCCCGGGCGAUAGUCAAACCGUCCGUGGCAACGGUCGAGGACCGCCAUCAUUACAAGCGCAAUAGUUCGUAUUCUGAGGAUACCGCAGGUGUCAUAGAUGGGUGUGCUAGUGGCUUGUGGAACCGGUGGUGGACGGACGUCAAACCUAGCACGUUUCGAGGUGGCGAGCGGGCGGCUGUUCGCGAGGCUCGCCGUUGCCUCAAAUGUGCACAUGCGCCAUGCCAGCUGUCGUGUCCAACGUCCAUCGAUGUUAAGUCAUUCAUCACAAGUAUCGCUAACCAGAACUAUUAUGGAGCCGCAAAGACGAUCCUGUCAGACAACCCGGUGGGCUUGUCUUGUGGCAUGGUGUGCCCAACGAGUGAGCUGUGUGCCGGUUCCUGUAAUUUGGCCGGCACAGAUGGCGGACCUAUCAACAUUGGCGGACUACAGCAAUUUUGUCUGGAAAUGUUUAUGGACAUGGCAGUGCCUCCUUCAACCGUUUCUUCGGACAGUGAUGAUGAUGACGACGAGGAACGCGAGGAUGGCCCGCCGCUAAAAGCUCGAGGCCAGAGUAGAUUAGCGCCCAUAGCUGUGAUUGGUGCCGGUCCAGCAGGAUUGACGUGUGCUACGUACCUGAACCGGCUUGGGUAUCGGCGCGUAACGGUCUACGAAUCGGGUGCGUACGCUGGCGGUCUUAGUGCUUCCGAGAUACCUGAGUACCGGUUACCAUGGCGAGCAGUCCGUUGGGAAAUCGAACAGAUGGUCGAGCACGGUCGAGGUGGCGUCCGCCUGGAGUACGGUCGUCGGCUAUAUUCUUCCACCGCCGGCGAUGGUAGACCUGGCGACAUGACGCUUAAGAACCUAAUAGAAGGACCGGAUGGAGCGCAGGCCGUGUUUGUAGCCGUCGGCCUACCGGAGCCUCAACUUCCAGCCGAUCUCUUCCGCGACGUCGACGUAAGUGGCAAUACGGCCGCUGCCCAAAGUCUGGGCGUGUACACUUCUAAAUGGCUGUUGCGUCAGGCCUCGGGAUAUUCCAAGCGAUUGCCUGACGGCCGGGGAGGGUGUGGUAGUGGUUGCAACGGUAGUAACGGUAACGGCGGCUGCGGAGCGUCGAAAUCGGUUACCGUGCCCCUGCCCCCGGAUUUCCGAGGCAAAACCGUGCUGGUACUCGGUGCCGGCGACACGGCAAUGGACUGCGCUACAGUAGCGCUCAGGUGCGGCGCCCGCCGCGUACGGGUCGUCUUCCGACGUGGCACGCCCGACGUGCGCGCCGUCCCAGAAGAACUGGAAGGAGCAAUGCGUGAGCGUUGCGAACUUGUACCUCACUCGCAGCCGGUGCGGUUUUUGUUCCGCAAAGUUCCAGGAGAUGGUACCGAUCGGAUUCGCGGCGUACAAUUCCGCCGAACCGACGUGGACGAUGUAGAGCCACAGCUGGACGAUGAAGACCACUCGGCUGACGAUCUGUUCGUGUUGCGUGCCGACUGUGUCGUCUCGGCAUUUGGCUCGCGAUUACCGAAAGAAUUGGCGGAAGCGCUGGCGCCAUAUGCAAGAGUAGACAAACGUACAGGACGAGUGUGCGUCGACGCUCAAACCGGCCGCUGUGAGUGGUGGACGGACGAUGAUGACAGAGUUGCUAACGACAAACAGGAACGGCGGACGCCACCACCGGUGUGGUGCGGUGGCGAUGCUUCUUGCGCAAAAGGAUCCACAGCCGAUCCGUCGCAGACCACGGUAGAGUCGGCCAACGAUGGAAAAACGGCUGCAUAUCACAUACACCAAUAUCUACAGGAGUUGUACGGUUAUAGUAUUCAAAAUCACCAAUCAUCUGUUUCACGACCAAUGCUGCCAGGUUUUCGAACAGCAAUUGAUGACGUGGACUUGUCUGUCAGAAUGUGUGGACUGCGUUUUAUGAAUCCGUUCGGACUGGCCUCAGCACCGCCUACGACAAGCGCUGCGAUGAUACGUCGAGCGUUCCGCGCUGGUUGGGCAUUUGCCGUCACAAAAACGUUCGGACUGGACAAGGACUUGGUAACGAACGUAUCGCCGCGUAUCAUAGGAUUGGGUGGUCAUGGUGUUGGAGGUGGUUCGACUGCCAACGGUAUAGGACCUGGUUCUAUCGGUGCUGGAGACCCAGAUGUAGCCAAAAACGCUUUUUUGAAUAUAGAAUUGAUUUCGGAAAAAACCGCAGCUUACUGGUUACGCUCCAUCCGGGAACUGAAACGUGACUUUCCGCAGCACAUUCUAAUUGCCAGUAUAAUGUGCGCGUACAUUGAGAGCGAUUGGACACAACUUACCGAAUUGGCGUGUGACGCAGGUGCUGAUGCACUGGAAUUGAACCUGAGCUGUCCUCACGGUAUGGGCGAAUCCGGAAUGGGUUUAGCAUGCGGCCAGGAUCCGGUGUUGGUGGAGAACAUUUCGCGAUGGGUCAAACGAGUAGCGGUGCGACCGGCUGGUGACGGUAAGACGGCAACACCCGUGCCCGUGUUCGUGAAAAUCACUCCCAACGUGACGGACGUGGUGGCCGUAGCCAGGGCGGCUGUGCGACUCGGCGGGGCCGACGGAGUGACUGCCGUCAACACGGUCUCGGCCCUUGGCCCGUUGGACGUGGCCGCUAACAACGGUCGACCGUGGCCAGGAGUCGGUAAAAACACCGCAGACACGCCAAGAACCACGUACGGCGGUAUGUCAGGCACGGCCGUUCGGCCUAUAGGUUUGCGGGCCGUGUCGGCGUUGUCCCGAGCCCUGGGACCGGACGUGGCGGCCGGUGGUGACGGAGGACCGCCUGUCCAGAUAAUGGCCACAGGCGGUGUGGACAGCGCCGCGGCCACGCUUCAAUAUCUGUACUGUGGUGCCAAAGUCGUGCAGGUGUGCAGUGCUAUCCAGAAUCAGGACUUCACCGUCGUCCAGGACUAUAUCACUGGACUUAAGGCGUUGUUGUACACAAAUAGCGAAGGCAAUAACAAACGACGGGAGAAACAGAGUCGUCCCACCACUGCGCUGGUCAAGGACUCGAUCGACUUAUCCGACGACUACGAUAUCGUAUCCACGACGGCCGUGAUUGCCGACCAAAGUGGUAGUAAAUCGAUGUUUGGACCGUACUUGCGGAACAAGCGUUGUGAGCAGGCAUCCGGUGCGGCUACAGAUAUGCUCAACACGAUCCAGGGAACCAAGUCGAAUGGAGUUGAUCGGACGCCGGAACCGGAGACAACGGUUUCGGUACCGGAGGAAACCAAUGACGACCAAGUUCCAGUUCCGAUGGCGACGCCUGUGGAAUUGGUCGUGGGCCGCGCGUUGAAAGCCGUCGGCGCGUACAAAUCGCUAGAUUCUCGUGCCCAAGUCGUAGCCCUGGUUAAUGAGGAUUCGUGCAUCAACUGCGGAAAAUGUUACAUGACUUGUAACGAUUCUGGCUAUCAGGCGAUUACGAUGGAUCCGAAAUCGCAUAUCGUCCACGUCCAACCUGACUCGUGCACGGGUUGUACGUUGUGUCUGACGGUAUGCCCUAUUCCUGGUUGCAUCAGCAUGGUGGAAAAAACGGUACCACAUGUGAUUAACCGCGGUUUAGGCCGCCGACAGCUCGUUUCCACGUACACUUGCCCCAACGACGGCGAAUACAUUGACUAGCAGUGUAACUCAGAAGAACAGAAAGGUCGCAGUAGUCUGACAGUAGCACUGUCUACUGAGUAGACGGUUGCAAUGAGAUUCUUGCCAUUAAAAAAAAUUACCUACUCACGCGUAACCGUGAUCUAUGUCCACGCAUGUUAAAUCCAUAGAUAAUAUAACAUCUAUAUAAUAUAUAUAUAUAUAUAUACAUAUCAAUACUCUUGUAUUAUAAAUGGUUAAAUCUUAUAACUGUACCGAUAGCGUAUUAGAUAAUAGUAUUAUUGUCCGAAUCGAAGCGCCUAAAGCGAAAUAAAUAAAUGUUUAAAUAUA
This is a messenger RNA of Melanaphis sacchari, 4806 nucleotides long. It is a transcript of the gene su(r), whose product is annotated as dihydropyrimidine dehydrogenase [NADP(+)]. The record is from RefSeq and is a predicted model, not a curated record. The transcript is spliced from 14 exons. Gene Ontology annotation, cellular component: cytosol; cytoplasm. The coding region runs from base 676 to 4497 and encodes 1273 amino acids. Gene Ontology annotation, biological process: thymine catabolic process; uracil catabolic process. Lineage: Eukaryota; Metazoa; Arthropoda; Insecta; Hemiptera; Aphididae. Gene Ontology annotation, molecular function: iron-sulfur cluster binding; uracil binding; NADP binding.